Molecule: messenger RNA, 7040 nt
Organism: Pseudocercospora fijiensis CIRAD86
Lineage: Eukaryota; Fungi; Ascomycota; Dothideomycetes; Mycosphaerellales; Mycosphaerellaceae
Product: adenylate cyclase
Exons: 7
Coding region: 1-6627 (2208 amino acids)
Biological process (GO): intracellular signal transduction; cAMP biosynthetic process
Molecular function (GO): protein binding; magnesium ion binding; adenylate cyclase activity
Source: RefSeq, a predicted model, not a curated record
AUGAAUCACAAACACAUCGCAUUCGCUCAGAUCCUGAAGUUUCAGGCAGGCCUUUGCCCAUGCGGGUUAUGGAACAGGAAAGUGCAUGAUCGCUCUCACGGAGUCGCGGUGCCACACCACCAAACCACUCCCCAUACCAACAACGAAGCGAAUCGAAACACAAGCACGCACCCACGCACCUACGCACCUACGCACGCACGCACGCACGCACCCAAGCACACCGGCAUUCAAGCAAGCAAGCAAGCAAGCAGCAGCUUUCCGUUCCCUUCCCUUGCCAAACCCAUCCCAGCGGCGCCGCCCACGACGACGCUAUACACUUUCCGGAACUACUAUUGCCUGGCUAUUGGUAUCGAUGAGGGAGCAGCUGCACGACCGGAGUCGCGAUUAUCACUGCGAGGUCUAGGUCGGGUGUUGUACGCAAGCGGACGUGUCGUGCUGGUGCUGGUGCUGGUGCUGGUGCUGGUGCUCGAUGCGCUGCGGCUGCGGCUGCAGCAUGAGCGAGAGCAGUGUUGGAAUGGAGGACACGAGCGACGACCGACCGAAGACGUCUCGCCCGCUACCAUUUCUCCCAAACCCACGCCUUCCAACGCGCGCUCCAACAGCAUUGCACCAUGCGACGACAGUCCCCAUUCCGCCGACAACCUCGACAACCUCGACAGCCACGCAGGCAACAUCCCUUCCAUCAGUCGUCAACCUCCGACCGCGCAUCCUUCAAUGGGCAACUGGAGCGACGACCGGCCCACGCAAAUGCAAAUGCCGCAGUCCGUCUUCGGCAGCAGCUUCUACUUGAAUGAUUCGAAUGAGAAUCUGGGCCACAUCUCCCCGGGCUAUGCGCCUGGUCGGGGCAUGAACUUCCCCACCCAUGGCGAAGACCGGAGACCUUCAAUCGCGAGCGCCACGACAGUAUCCUCCACCGCAUCCAAGACCAGCGUGAGGGAUCGCAUGCAAAAGAAGCUGCAGGGCUUCUUCGGUGAGAACGAUGUUCCUUUGCAUUCGGACAACACCAGCAGCAGUAGACAGAAUUCCGAGACGAGCUCUAUGCAGAAUGGCCCGCUACCGCCUUUCGCCCCGGGUGGAGGCAAUGCGCGGAACCGGAACAACUCCAUGAACGAUGCCAUCAUGCGCAGCGGACCACCGAGUCCGUCCGGGUCGCGACCACGAACACCUGCACCUCAGCCAAGCAGUGAGGUCACGCCGUGGGUCUUCCAGGACACCGAGCAUGUCCAAGGUGCUCCUGAUUCGUUCUUUCCAUCAGACCCGAACAAUGCUCGCACUCCGAAGAACUCCACCGCAUCCAGGUUGCACUUACCCGGACACAGGCAUAAUCGGUCCACCGACGAGAAACAUAGCUACGCCUUCCCGCUGCGGCCUUCCACUUCCCGCGAGCAAUCUUUCAGCCUCAUGCGCGGCGGCAAUGCGCCUUCGGCCGUGAGCUCCACGCUCAACCUGAAAACCACCGCCAGAUCCACCAGUCCUGCGCCCAGCACACAUUCUGCACAAAGUCAGCAGGUAAAUCAACGUUCGCCCAAUACUGGUGCGCAUAAACGAUCGCUAUUCGACCGGGUGACUGGUAGACAUAAGAAUGAUAAGGACACUCUGCAGUCCCAAUCGGUCACUUCUCUGUCCACGCUACCGGGUAUGCAGAAAGCAGCGACACGAGAUUGGUCGGACAGCAAGGCGAAGCCGAAAGGGAAGCAGGAGUCAAAUGGCGCAGCAGCGCAGAAGAAGCUUUCACGCAUACCUUUUAAAAGUAGCAAGACUGUUGAGAAUGGCGCCCAAGGAGGACAACAGCCGGUCAGAGAUCCCAAUGCGACUCAUGCCGAAGAUGGCGGUGCGCUCUGGCAUCUCGAUACGGACAUGUCACAUCUCGAAGGCAUCGUAGAUCACAAGCAAGGACCAUUAACACCGCCGCAAAACGAAAUAUUCACAGGAUGGCCGCCGGAGCAACCUGCACCACGAGCGCUGCCGGAGGAAGAGCAUAAAGGAGCCUGGGAUGCGCCAGACAGUUGGGCCGUGAACAGAGUGGCCGAUGAGAAUCUUCGUAGGAUGACUGAGCUCGACGACGAUGGUAAUGUGAUCCGAGACGAGGACCCAGGCCCGAUGUACUUCAUGAGAAUAUUCCGAGCUGAUAGCACCUUCGCCGUCAUAUCAGCAAGUCUCAACACCACAGCUGCGGAGCUAAUCUCAAUGAUGGCGAAGAAGACCUUUCUUCAGGAUGAGCUCAACAAAUAUCAGAUCAUUAUGCGCAAACAGGAUACGAGUCGACAGCUGUCACCUGGUGAAAGGCCUCUUGUUAUACAGAAACGUUUGCUGGAAAUGGUUGGUUACCAAGAGACGGACCACCUAGAAGAUCUUGGUCGUGAGGAUCAUGGCUAUCUUUGUCGUUUCACCUUUUUGCCAUCCAAGAUGAGCGGAUACUCUAGUCUGGAGCGCGAUCCUGGAUUCAACAAGAUGCAACGGUUCAAUCACAUUGAUCUGUCAGGACGAAAUCUGAUCACGAUACCGAUCACGCUCUACCAGAAGGCGACUGAGAUAAUCACACUCAACCUCUCGAGGAAUCUGACGUUGGACAUUCCCAAGGACUUUAUUCAGAGCUGUUCACAGCUACGUGAAAUCAAGUACACGAGCAACGAGGCUUGGAAACUGCCGCCUAGCUUAGCACUGGCCAGCAGACUGACCACUCUGGAUGUCUCGAACAAUAGACUGGAGCAGUUGUCGCACGCUGAGCUGAAUAAGUUGCAAGGACUUCUCAGCUUGAAGCUGUCGAACAACAAGCUGACCACUGUUCCAUCGUAUUUCGGCGAAUACCGAGCACUGCGCAGUCUAAAUCUUUCAUCGAACUCGCUCACAGAGUUCCCUGAUGCAUUACGCAAGCUCACGACCCUGGUGGAUCUUGAUAUCAGCUUCAAUCAAGUCUCCACACUGGGGAACAUCGCGACUUUGACGAAUCUGGAACGUUUAUGGGCGACGAACAACAAAUUGUCCGGACCAUUUGAUGCUUCCUUGUCGGCAUUGGGCAGUCUGCGCGAGAUUGAUGCUCGCUUCAAUUCGAUCUCGAAUAUCGACGUACUAUCGCAGCUGCCAAUGCUAGAGGCUUUGAUGCUAGGACACAACUCCGUCUCGCAGUUUGAGGGCUCUUUCCAUGGCCUGAAAGUCCUCUUCCUCAACCACAAUCCGGUGACGAAUUUCGACCUCAGCUCACCAGUACCGACGCUCUCCGUCCUCAACCUAGCUUCUGCGAAGCUAUCGCGGCUUCCUGACGCUCUUUUUAUGAAAAUGUCGGGACUGACGAAGCUCACGAUCAGCAAGAAUCACUUCGUCUCGCUCUCCACUCACUUCGGUCUGCUGUCAAAGCUCGAAUACCUGAGCAUAGCGAAGAACGAGCUCAGCCGACUGCCAGCAGAGAUUGGACGCCUGACAGAGUUGAGAUAUCUCGAUGUUCGCGAAAAUAAUCUCAGCAUGCUGCCUCCCGAGAUCUGGUACGCGAAGCGGCUGGAGACUCUGAACGUAUCCUCGAACGUGCUAGCAGACUUCCCGAAGCCUGGCGCACCUCUACCCGCUCUCCCUGACAAUUCAGUGGCACUCACUCCCAGUGCAAUCCCGACUAACAGUCCGGACUUCGAAGAGCUGGGCAAGUUGGAGGACUUCCAGCUGCGAAGGCCAAGUCAAGCUUCGGGCAUGCUUAGUACAGCUAGCUCACCAGGGACAGCGUCACGCAAAGGUUCAGUGGUAUCGUACACGUCCACGAAAGGCCCGCUUGGUAGAACCAGUACUGCCAGCAGUACAGGCACGAUAACACCGUCCGGUGGCUCACGAAAAGAUUCGACGCUGUCUAGUAGGUUAGCUGCGACGUUUUCAACUUCGUUGCGUCACUUGUUUUUGGCAGACAAUCGGCUCGAAGACGAUGUGUUCAAUGAGCUGGUCUUGCUCCCAGAGCUGCGUAUCCUCAACCUAUCAUACAACCAGCUUUACGAUGUCCCUCCAAAGACCAUCCGGAAAUGGACGCACUUGACGGAGCUGUACCUAUCUGGGAACGACCUCACAUCGAUACCUUCUGAGGACCUUGAAGAGGGAUCCUCGUUGAAGGUGCUGCAUUUGAACAGCAACAAAUUCCAGGUCCUGCCUGCUGAGCUGGGAAAGGUUCAACGACUUGCAAUUCUUGAUGUUGGAAGCAAUUCGCUCAAGUACAAUGUAUCGAACUGGCCGUACGAUUGGAACUGGAAUUGGAAUCGCCAGCUGAGAUAUCUCAACUUGUCAGGCAACAAGCGGCUGGAAAUCAAGCCCAGCGCACAGUCGCUUACGGGACGAGAUCAACGUGACUUGACAGACUUCUCUUCACUCGUCAACUUGCGGAUUCUGGGCCUGAUGGAUGUAACACUUACCAUUCCCUCCGUACCAGACCAAGCUGCAGACAGGCGCGUCCGACUCGCUGGUUCCAUCAUUGGCAACACUAUGCCAUAUGGCAUGGCAGAUACUCUCGGUCGCAACGAGCAUCUCUCGACCUUGGACAUGGUCGUCCCACGCUUCCGAGGACAUGAAGAUGAAGCACUGAUUGGCCUGUUCGAUGGUCAGUCGCUUUCGUCAGGUGGCAGCAAGGUUGCCAAGUUCCUGCAUGAGAAGUUUAAGCAUCACUUCAUCGAGGAGCUUGAGAAGAUUCAGCCUGAAGAGACCCCUGCUGACGCGCUCCGGCGAACGUAUCUCGGGCUCAACAAAGAGCUUGCAACCGCAGCCACCGCUGCCAUGGAAUCGAGAGAGCAUCCAAGCGGUGCAAUCGUGCACAGGGGCAGCGUCAGCGGACCAGAGCUUGGAGAUGAUGAUAUGACUUCGGGCAGCACGGCUACAGUAAUGUACCUCCACGGCAUGGAGCUGUACAUUUCGAACGUUGGCGAUGCUCAAUGUCUACUCAUUCAAUCGGAAGGUGGUCACAGAGUGAUUACACGAAAACACGAUCCUGCUGAAGCUACCGAAAGACAACGUAUCAGAGAGGCUGGCGGUUUCGUGUCUCGGCAAGGAAAACUAAACGAUCAACUCGAUGUCUCCCGAGCAUUUGGCUUCGUGCAACUCGCUCCAUGCGUGAUAGCAGCACCGCAUGUCAGCAAACUGGACAUCAAAGAGUCAGAUGAGAUGAUCUUGUUGGCUUCGAGAGAGCUGUGGGACUACCUCACCCCAGACUUUGCAGUCGAUGUUGCGCGGCAAGAGCGAGGCGACCUCAUGCGUGCUGCGCAAAAGCUUCGUGACUUGGCCAUCGCAUUCGGAGCGACAGGCAAAAUCAUGGUUAUGAUGGUCGGCGUGAGCGAUCUACGCAAGCGUGAAAAGGCGAGGUUCCGGACACACAGUAUGAGCAUGGGUCCGUCUGGCUCGCCUGACGAUUACUUCACCACUGUUCGCAAAGCCAAGCGAGGACGCGAUGCAGUCGGCGACUCCAAGCUUGCCCGACUUGACCAGGAAGUGGAGGCUCCUACAGGAGACGUCACACUGGUGUUUACAGACAUCAAGAACUCUACCGUUCUGUGGGAAACGUACCCGAUCGCCAUGCAGUCUGCCAUCAAGAUGCACAAUGAAGUGAUGAGACGGCACCUGAGAAUCAUUGGUGGUUACGAGGUGAAGACGGAAGGUGAUGCCUUCAUGGUUGCCUUCCCAACCGUCACUUCUGCGUUGUUGUGGUGCUUCACUAUCCAGAGUCAGCUACUAGAAGUCCAAUGGCCGCAGGAAAUUCUCAAGAGCGUACACGGCGAGGAGAUGCAAGACGCUGACGGCAAUGUCAUCUUCCGCGGUCUGAGUGUGAGAAUGGGAAUCCACUGGGGGCGACCUGUAUGCGAAAUCGACCCCGUCACGAAACGAAUGGACUACUUCGGGCCCAUGGUAAAUCGCGCGGCGCGCAUUGAGAGUGUCGCAGAUGGCGGUCAGAUUUGCGUAAGUUCUGACUUCAUUCAAGAAGUGCAACGCAUGCUGGAAAGUCACAUCGAAUCCGACCGAAGUGGCUCUACUGGAUCCGAAGAUACUCUGAACGACGACAUGCUUUCUCAAACCAUCCGUCGCGAACUUCGCAGUCUUUCAUCGCAAGGCUUCGAAGUGAAAGAUCUCGGCCAAAGAACGCUAAAAGGUCUGGAGAAUCCUGAAUACAUCUACCUCAUGUAUCCUCACAGCCUCGCAUCCCGUCUCGUCAUCCAGCAACAGAAAGCUGAGGCAGAGUCUCGUGUGGCUCAAGCUAGUGAGACGGAAGCGAAGAAGAUGCGAAACAGCGGACUCACUAUCGACACGGAUAACGUGUGGGAUCUAUGGAACGUCAGUCUCCGAUUGGAAAUGUUAUGUUCCAGUCUCGAAAAUCCCGGAGCCAAGACCCUCAAACCUCCCGAGACGGCGCUUUUGGAGAAAAUCAAGCAUGGUGGUGGUGAGAUUACUGAUCGAUUUUUGAUCGGGUUUGUGGAGCAUCAGAUCAGUAGGAUUGAGACAUGCAUCUCAACGCUCGCCAUCAGAAACAUGAUCCGACCCUUCCAAAACGGCAUGUUAUCCCAAGCUUGUCCCAUGUCGGACAUUUUGACGGAGUUGACGAGUCAGCUUGAUGAACUGAAGACUUUGAAAGCACAGCAGGAAGAGGAGUUUGGGUUUGAAAUGGCGCCUUCAUGAGCAAAGCAAGAAAAGAGCGUUGUCAAAGCAAAGCAAAGCAAAGCGUAGCACAACACAUUGGGAUGGGUGGGGGUUUCGACCUUUUUUUUUUCUUUUCUUCUGGAGCAUGCUGAGAUGCAACAAGACUUGGAGAAAUGGGUUUGUACUAGUAUAAUAUCACACGGCAAGCGAGCGAAUAAGCUGCUGCUUGGUUGGGGCAUCAUUGCGCGGCACGAAACUUAUGACGGUGUUAUGAUUAUUAUUCUUACGGAGGUUUUUGGGGAGAAGGAAGCGGCGACGAAGAUGAGCAGUAGAGAUGUUGUGUCUGUGUGAGAGAGAGAAGAGAUGUGGCUUUCCAAGAAAGAAAGAUAUAGCCUUGGAUUCAAGGUGCCGUAAUUGUCGAAAUGGAUGAUUGUGGUUGAAGGAUACUCCUG